GUAUAUGCGGAAGCGGCUGCCAGGAUGUGACAGGUGCUGGAUUGUGUUUACCUCCAUUGAACACCGCGGGUCACUUCUGCGGCUCCCAGCAGGGUAACCAUGAUGCCGUUUACCGUAAAUAUCAAGCUGUCCGCACGCACACUCACCGGAGCCCUCACGCAGCAAAACAAGGGGGCAUUAGACUGGGGCUGCCAAGGUCUCAUUGCAUAUGGAUGUCACACGCUUGUACUUGUGGUAGAUUCAAACUCUGCACAGACGAUUCAGGUUUUAGAAAAGCACAAAGCCAGCGUGGUUAAGGUAAAAUGGGCAAGAGAAAACUAUCACCACAACAUGGGCUCCCCUUAUUCCUUGCGGCUAGCGUCAGCUGAUGCCAAUGGGAAGAUUAUCGUUUGGGAUGUGGGGAGUGGCACAACAAGGUGCGAAAUACAGGAACACUCAAAGCCCAUUCAUGACAUGCAGUGGCUUUGGAGUCAGGACGCCUCCCGUGAUCUUCUUCUGGCUGUUCAUCCUCCCAAUCUCAUUGUUCUGUGGAACGCAGACACUGGUACCAAACUCUGGAAGAAGAGUUAUGCUGAAAACAUCUUGUCCUUCUCUUUCAACCCCUUCCAGCCCUCCCAGCUUGCAUUGCUCACCAGUGAGGGCAUUGUAUUCGUCUCUGACUUCUCUCCAUCUAAACCUCCAACAAGCAGCGGAAGGAAGGUGUAUAUUUCCAGCCCUCAUGCCAGCCCCGUACACACCAAACCAGUAACAGCUACUGGUGCCAAGAAAGCUCUGAACAAGGUGAAGAUUCUUAUAACCAAUGAGAAGCCCAGUGCUGAAGCUGUGACUCUCAACGAAUGCUUGCAACUCUCCUACUUGCCUUCUAAACGCAAUCACAUGCUGCUCCUCUACCCCCGGGAAAUUCUUAUCUUGGACUUGGAAGUCAAUCAGACAGUUGGAGUUGUAGCCAUUGAGAGGACAGGCGUUCCAUUCCUGCAGGUGAUCCCCUGCUUUCAGAGGGACGUGCUCUUCUGCCUGCACGAAAAUGGCUGUAUAACACUGCGUGUUGCAAGGCAAAGCUGUGCUGGCUCAGGAGCACCAAAUGAAGAGACAGAUUCUGACCUGGUGCCUGAAAUGACGUAUGACCUGCGCUGCCAGUGUGAUGCUAUUCGAGUGACAAAAACCGUUCGCCCUUAUAGCAUAUCAUGCUGCCCCAUCAAUGAGAACGUAGCUGCUUUGAUCAUCAGCGAUGGCCGUAUCAUGAUUUGGGAAUUGAAGUCCAGUGUGGCCGGCAAAAGAAUGAGCAGCAUAAGUCCCAGCUUGGGUGCUUUAUAUGCUCCCCUCUCAUUUUGUGGGAAGCCAGUCGGACCCUUGCAGAAAAAGCUACCUGAUCUUUCAUUGGACAGCAUGAUAGCUGGUCAGAGCAUGCUUGCUGGAGACGCUCUGAACUCUGGGGGCCCACUCCAAGAAGUGCACCUCAAGUUUUUACUGACAGGCCUCAUCUCUGGGCUUCCACAACCACCGUUUGUAGUGAGAAUGUGCCCCCCGCUCACCACCAAGAACAUUAAACAGUACAAACCCCUGAUGGCUGUUGGCACCAGCACUGGCUCUAUUUUAGUCUACAACCUGACCUGUGGACUUCUACACAAAGAGUUAAACAUCCAUUCUUGUGAGGUCAGAGGCAUUGAGUGGAGCAGUCUCACAAGCUUCCUGUCCUUCGCAACCUCCACCCCAAACAACCUUGGGCUGGUCAGAAAUGAACUCCAACUGGUGGAUCUUCUUACAGGGAGGAGUAUAGCGUUUCGAGGAGAGCGCGGUAUUGAUGAACAACCCAUGGAGAUGAUUAAAGUGUCUCAUUUAAAGCAGUACUUGGCCGUGGUGUUUAAAGACAAGCCAUUGGAAUUAUGGGACAUUCGAACGUGUACUCUGCUUCGGGAGAUGUCUAAAAGCUUUCCUUCAGUGACAGCCUUGGAGUGGUCCCCAUCCCACAACCUGAAGAGCCUCAGAAAGAAGCAGAUGGCAGCCCGAGAGGCGAUGGCACGUCAGACUGUCUCUUCAGACACAGAAUUAAACAGCGCAGACUCUUCGGUCAUAAGUCUCUUACAGGAAGCCGAGAGCAAGUCAGAGAUGAGCCAGAAUAUCUCUGCACGGGAGCACUUUGUGUUCACAGAUACAGAUGGCCAGGUUUAUCACCUCACCGUGGAGGGCAACUCUGUGAAAGACAGUGCCAGGAUCCCCCCAGAUGGCAGCAUGGGCAGCAUCUCUUGCAUCGCCUGGAAAGGAGAUAUCUUGGUGCUGGGAGAUGUGGACGGAAAUAUGAAUUUCUGGGAUCUGAAAGGACGUGUUUCUAGGGGGGUUCCUACCCACAGAAACGGGGUCAGAAAGAUCCGCUUUGCCCCAGGGAAAGGCAACCAGAAGCUGAUAGUUCUUUACAAUGAUGGCGCAGAGGUUUGGGACACCAAAGAGAUUCAGAUGGUCAGCAGUCUGCGGGUCGGGCGGAACAUCAACCACCGCAUCCUUGACGUAGACUGGUGCUCAUCAGACAAAGUGAUCUUGGCCUCUGAUGACGGCUGCAUUCGGGUGCUGGAUAUGACUAUGAAGUCCACUUGCUUCAGAAUGGAUGAACAGGAGCUGAUUGACCCUGUCUGGUGUCCGUAUCUGCUGUUCCCAAGGGCAUCAUUUGUCCUCAAAGCUUUCCUGCUUCACCAGCCUUGGGCAGGCAAAUAUUCCCUGGCUAUUACAGAUUUGGAUUAUCCAGAGCACGAGGACAUGAAGGACCUCAUACAGCAGCAGAUCAACUCCUUGUCCAAUGAUAUAAAGAGCCUGCUCCUGGACCCAGAAUUCACCCUCCUGCAGAGGUGCCUGCUCGUGGCAAGACUGUACGGAGAUGAGUCCGAGCUCCAUUUCUGGACUCUGGCAGCUCAUUACCUGCAAGUCUUCCAGCGAGAGAAGUCUCAGACGGGCUCGGCAUUGAAUCCUUUGGAUAUUUGUUACGAUCUUCUGUGUGAGAAUUCUUACUUCCAGAAAUUCCAGCUGGACAGGGUUUGUCUGCAGGAAGUGAAACGGUCGAGCUAUGAACACACGAGGAAGUGCGCUGACCAGCUCCUCCUCCUUGGGCAAACAGACAGAGCGGUGCAGCUGCUGCUGGAGACCAGUGCGGAUAAUCCCCAAUAUUACUGUGACUCCUUGAAGGCCUGCCUGGUUACCACUGUCACCUCCUCUGGGCCCUCUCAGAGCACCAUCAAAUUAGUGGCCACCAACAUGAUAGCCAAUGGGAAACUAGCAGAGGGAGUUCAGCUCCUCUGCCUGAUAGACAAAGCUGCAGACGCCUGCCGGUACCUACAGACCUACAACGAAUGGACCCGAGCAGCUUGGCUGGCAAAGGUACGUUUAAACCCAGAGGAGUGCGCUGAAGUCCUGAAACGCUGGGUCGACCAUCUCUGCUCGGCUCAUAUCAACCAAAAGUACAAGGCCAUCCUUGUGCUCCUUUCUCUCGGCAGCUUCAGGAAAGUGAUUGAGAUGCUGCACACCAUGAGAUGUUUUGAUAGAGCAGCCCUGUUCCUGGAUGCCUGCCUGCAGUGUGGCGCACUGGAAGACAAUGAAGAAACAAGUAAGAUGAUUGCGGCGGUGUUUGCCGAUUACGCUCACAGCCUGCGUUCCCUGGGAUUCACGCCGGGGGCUCUGCUGUUUGCCCUGAAGGCAGGCGAGGCCGGGGCAGAGUUGCUGGCAGAUCUGCAGAGCAUCAAGAGCACUGAAGAGAAAUGAGCAGAGACGCCAUAAGAAAUAAAAGACAUGUCUGCUGGGGUGUGGGAAACAUUUGGCUGUGCCCUGGUCAGUAACCCCUCCUUUACAACUUGCACAUUCCCAGUAAUCGCACGUGGAGGUGGAGAAGGUCUAUUUAAGUAGAAGUGGAUCCAUGUAAUUGCUUAGUCCAGACAUCCCAACUCCUCCUACUUCCAUUGCAGUGUAAAUAUGUUGGGCCUUUAGCACUGGCCCUUAUCUGGAAUUCUGCCUAGUGCCCCAGCGCUGUAUUGCUGAGGGUGGGGAUAUGCAUCAGUCGAUAAAGAAUGAGUAAACCUUAAAAAUAAGUGAAUAAAAUUGUCGAGAGUA
Xenopus laevis (African clawed frog) is the source of this 4089-nucleotide messenger RNA. RefSeq names its product WD repeat domain 11 L homeolog (gene wdr11.L). The record is from RefSeq and is a predicted model, not a curated record. The transcript has 29 exons. NCBI's taxonomy places the organism in Eukaryota, Metazoa, Chordata, Amphibia, Anura, Pipidae. Gene Ontology annotation, biological process: cilium assembly; animal organ development. The coding region runs from base 100 to 3744 and encodes 1214 amino acids. Gene Ontology annotation, cellular component: ciliary basal body; cytoplasm; nucleus.